AGAAAUUGAAAGCUGAAGAGGCAGGGGAGAUAUUAAGGGUGAUUGAGGAGAGUGGAUAUGAGAGGAGUGAGGAGGAGUGGUUAAAAAAUAUGAAAUUUAAUCGCAAUCUUUUACUGCAAUAUCUCCAAGAACGAAAAAAAGAAGAAAAAGUAGUUCGUAAAAAAUCCCAAAGAAUUAAAGAUAUCAAAUCCAACUUAAAAAAAUAUCAGUUGAAAACUUCUCCUAUUUCUGAAAAAGAUUUAGAAAGGUGGGAUAAAGAAAAGAAAAAAGAUAAAAACAAACCAGUAAAAAUAGCCUCCACUCCUGAAAUAGAUUUAGACCAAGAAAAUCAAGAGCCAGAAGAAGAGCAAUUAGUGAAAAAAGCUAAAAAGCCCGAGAGGAAGAAAAAACAAUAG
Messenger RNA from Racocetra persica, 395 nucleotides. Lineage: Eukaryota; Fungi; Glomeromycota; Glomeromycetes; Diversisporales; Gigasporaceae. The record is from the annotation of a GenBank genome assembly.